CCUCUCUGUAAAGAAGAGAGAUCGAUGAUCCAAGAGACGAAUCUCUCUCUCUAGAUCGUAUGAUCUGAUCCGAAGACGAAGCUCAGGAAGCGAAGAUGGGAAUCGUGUUCACCAAGCUGUUUUCUUCCGUUUUCGGAAACAAAGAAGCUCGUAUCCUCGUCCUCGGUCUCGACAAUGCCGGAAAAACCACCAUCCUCUAUCGGCUUCAGAUGGGGGAGGUCGUCUCCACUAUUCCCACUAUUGGAUUUAACGUGGAGACUGUGCAGUACAAUAAUAUCAAGUUUCAGGUCUGGGAUCUAGGUGGACAAACGAGUAUCAGGCCAUAUUGGAGAUGUUAUUUCCCAAAUACACAAGCAGUGAUUUAUGUUGUUGAUUCGAGUGAUACUGAUAGAAUUGGAGUGGCCAAAGAAGAGUUCCAUGCCAUUUUGGAGGAAGAGGAAUUGAAAGGUGCAAUGGUUCUUAUAUUUGCAAACAAGCAGGAUCUACCAGGAGCACUCGACGAUGCAGCUGUGACCGAGGCCUUGGAGUUGCACAAGAUAAAGAGUCGUCAAUGGGCAAUAUUCAAAACUUGUGCUGUGAAAGGCGAAGGACUUUUCGAAGGCCUAGACUGGUUGAGUAAUACGCUCAAAUCAGGGACUGGCUAACAUUCAUCGCUCACCACAAAGCAGCAGCGUGCGUGUAUCAUCUUUUCUACUGUUAGCUUUACAUUCUUCGACAAAGAGUUGAUAGCGUAUCAGUUAUUGACCUCUUGUGUUUUUUGUCCGAAGAAGAUCAGACUUGUGGAGUUGUUGUUGUGACAUUUAAGACGUCAUUUUUAACAUAAAAUUGAACAUAUAAAGAUUACCAAUAACAUUUGCUUCACUCUCAAA
Molecule: messenger RNA, 869 nt
Organism: Raphanus sativus (radish)
Lineage: Eukaryota; Viridiplantae; Streptophyta; Magnoliopsida; Brassicales; Brassicaceae
Product: ADP-ribosylation factor 1
Exons: 8
Coding region: 96-644 (182 amino acids)
Biological process (GO): vesicle-mediated transport; intracellular protein transport
Cellular component (GO): cytoplasm; Golgi apparatus
Molecular function (GO): GTP binding; GTPase activity
Source: RefSeq, a predicted model, not a curated record